UUGCCCAAGAGGUUUGCAAACGAGAAGAGGCUGAGAUGGAUGGGGAGAGCAACAUUCCGGCGCAUAAAGGAACUGAAUGGCAGAGGAGGAGUUAUCGUUUAUCAGGACACAAAUUCCGAGAGAAAGUUUCGGGGCUCCCGCCUUUGCUGGAGUGUCAAACCUCCGGCAUCGGACUCCGAGCCCAUCGUAUCUUUGCUCAAGCGUUACUCACAUGUCGCGAGAGCCUUUUGUGGUGCAAUCGUGGAAUCAAAAGGGCUUGCUGUAUUGCCGGUGUUGUUGUGUGGUCACCUUAGACAACGUUUGCGGCGUAAUUUCUCAUUCAGAGGAGAGGGCAGGAGGGAGAGCCUAUCUGUGACAUAGUGUUGAGCGCAUUGUAGUAUCGAGUGAAAACCGUGUCCGGCUUCUGGUAGCCUAGGAGCGAGGAGGUGAUCAUCUAAGGAUUGAAGUGGGGUUAUGUGGUUUGUUGGUGUGUGCGCUUGGAAAUGGUUUAUGGGGAUGGGUAUUGAUGAGGGGGUUGGAGGUGGAGGGAGGCCUCGUGUAGCUUGCCAACACUGGAGAAGUGAGAAGUUCCAGGGUGAAUCCUUGGCCAACUGGAAGCACUAUCAGCUGGCUGACGAGCUCAUGCGAAAGACCACAAGAAAGGGCUGAGCAAACUGGGAAUCUGAACUUCACUUCGAGAUGAAGGAUAAAUCGAGGCGCUGGAUUAAUCAAUUAGAGUCCAGUCAUGAGAUGCAUCAGUUAUUCUGGUUAUGGAAUGCGUAAAGGAUAUGCCGGUGAGGAUAUCCAAUUGCAGGGAUGCCCUGGUAGCUGAGGAUGAGGUCAUCGGUUCGCAGUUUGGAACGGUGUCUGUUCCUUGGACGAGAGUUAAGGUGACUGGAGCUUGAGAGUCCGAUACCAUGCCUUUAGUGCGGUACGAAGUGCGGUGCGAACAUAGCUUGGCUAAUCCCGAGCUUUACCGCACUGCGGGUCGAGAUGACUCCGAGGGGUUACUCGAAGGAGUGGCCAUGGCUGGCCUUGUGGGCAUUGUCCGUCAGCUCGGCGACAUGGCUGAGUUUGCAGCUGAGAUUUUCCAGGACCUUCAUGACGACAUCAUGAAGAUUGUUUCACGAGGCCAGAAUUUAAAGGCCCGGGUUGCUCGUCUGGAGGCAGAUCUGCCGGCUAUGGAGAAGAAACUGCUUAUGGAAGCUAGUCAACUUACAUUCGCGUACAGUACACGGUCUAAAUGGCGUGCAUCUUUGCCAAUGGACCAGAAUCUUUGUGCGCAAGGAGAGGUUCCACGCUUCGUUCGUAACUUCUACGACGACUGUCGAGGUCCACCUCGAUUGUUUCUUCUUGACAAGUUUGAUGAAGCUGGACGAGGUGCAUGUGUGAGGAGGUAUACAGAUCCAACAUUUUUUAAAAUUAAUUGGGUCAGCUCGCAACUAUUGAAAGCUGAACAAUUACAGAGACAACGAGAGGCCGAACUACAAAAGAAGAAUAGUGCAGCUGAGGAAUUCUCGAACAAUGACGGUGCAAAGACUUAUACCAGAGAACGAUUAUCGUCAGCUCUCUUCGAGAAUCUCGAAGGGUUUACAGGCGAUUUCACCCCCGAUCUGCGUUCAAGGCGAUUGGACCGGGUGCUUGAGAUUCCAAUCGAGGGGGUUCUCACGCCGGAUGAGCCAGGCUCGCCCGAAAAGCCUCGAUCACCGGAGCGCAGAUUCCAGAGGCGGCAACUCCCUGAAGUUGCCGAAGGUCCCGUCCUGGCCCCCCUUAAGAUUAAUGCUAAAGACAUCCAGAAUGCAGCACUGGGACGCCGGACUUCAAGAUCCAACCAUGAUGAUGGAUUGUCUUGCGAUGAAGAAGAUGCAAGUAACGACGAUUUCUACGUGGAUGCGUUGACAACCAUGGAGUCUGACGUAGAUUCCGAGCCUGAUUCUCGAACUCGGUGGGAUGCCGAAGUCCAGAGCCGGUUCGCCAUGGAGUUCGAGCACGAGAAAUCACUCAACCAAUCUAUGCUGAAGUCGCAGGUGCAAGCGCACCGACAAACACAGUCUGGAGGGUCUGAUGAGUUAGACCAUAAUGAGGACGAUACGUGUAAGGUCGGUGGUUUCAAGGAGCCUGACAGCCUGGUUGUAGGUAACAAUACUGUUCGUCAAUGGGGGGAUUCUGCUGAAAGCCUCGCUGGAAGUCCUGGCGGCCAGCCUUCCGUUGAGGACGAAGAAUCGCUGUCUGUUGAUGAAAGCAUCGCCAACGAGUCGGCUACAAGUGAAGAAUCUGACGCACGGAACGGCCAUGAAUAUGUCGCUGAGAAGGUGCAUGAGGAAUCUCUACUACCCUCAACGCUCCCUGAUGUGCCCCUUAGUUCUCUUCCCUAUAAACCCUCCGUAAAAUUGGAUAAAAAACUGGAUGGAAAACUGGAUGGAAAACUGGAUGGAGAACUUGAUGGAGAACUUGAUGGAAAACUGGAUGGAGAACUUGAUGGAGAACUUGAUGGAAAACAUGAUGGGAAACUUACUGAAAAUCUUCCGAAUGAUAUUCCUGGCAAUCUUCCCAACGAAUUUCCUGAAGUGUGUCCCAUUAAGCGUCCUGAUACAGCGCCUCGCAAGUCUCCUAACAAAGUUGCCAAGAAGGUUUCAAAGAUAACUCCGAAAAAGGCACUCGGGAAGCCUACCCUCCAAUCACAUGCAUCUGUAGCUCUUUUGGAUAUGCGCAGAACUUCGACCAACGUGAAAGAGAAAGUUAGAACUUCUGUAGAGGGUAGAAACCAAUCACUUGGGCUGGAGAAUCAAGUCCCUCAGAUAGUGAAAGAAGACCAGUCCGCUUUGGCCAACGUUGGGCAACCUGUGACUCCUAGAAGCCGUCGUCGUUGGGCAAAGGAUAAUGGUUCACAGAUCCAAACUAGCAAUAUUCUAGGCUUUGCUGAUACCGAACGACGAAACCUGUCUCUGAGGGUUAAUGAUAGCUUGGACUUGAACAAUCUGCUUCGAUCGCGCAUGCUGGGCGGCAGCGGGCACUUCCAAGAGGAGAUAGCGUCAGGCUCACAGCGUGCGGUUAUUAUACACGAAGAUCAGUCCGUUGAAGUUUCUGAGCGCCUUGGCUACGAAUCGACACAACAUCGACCUUACAGGAACGAUUCGUCAUCGUCUGUGAUUGAGUAUGACGAUGGAUGGUACAUGUCGUCAGCAAGCUCGUCUCCGAAGGGGCCAAAUAUUUGUGCUCUCUCACCGCCCGAGUCACCGGCAAGAGUAGCUCGUGGGUUGAUGGGUUCACCUGUUGCGCACAGUACCAACCCCCAAUUUGGCAGGAAAAGCCCCGAAGGUCCGCCUGUUAUUCCUUUUCUGUCAAUUUCACCUACGGUCUCAAGGUCACCAUCGUUAAAUCAGGAUCAUUCUUUAAGUAAAGGAGAUCAAUUACCGCAUAAUUAUCCUUCUUUUGGACGAGCACUCCAACCCACACCUCCACCUCAAUUAGGUGCUAUGCUCCCUAGCUCCUGGCCACCGCAGACUACUGCAAGCUCUGCGCACAAUUCGGAUCAGCUCAAGGAUGUCCAUGCCACCGAUUCCAGGAGGGCUAUUGAUAAUGGUGGUUUGUAUUUCGAAAAAAGUAGGAUCCAGGCUUCCACUCUCCCGAACCCAGCUCCAAGGUCAAGGACUUGGGUCGAUCGUUCAGAAUCCAACGUUGCGGCCACUCUGCGUGCAAUUCGCCAGGCUGCCGCAGUAGUAAGUGAUCAAGAUGAUGAUACAGGAAGUGAGUGCUGAAGUGAUUGUUAAUGACGGAGUCGUCACUUAUGAAUGACCUGGAGCGUGGUUGCCUAGCCAGCCCAAGAUUUCCAGCCGUGUGGAGUAGCAAAGCGGCUGUGAUAGCAUCACAUAUGAACACGGUAGAGGAGGAAUCUAGACGGCCUAUUUCAUACUUAGAUUUGUUGAUCAGUACAUACCAAUUCAAAGAAAAAACUUUUUGUAAACAGAGAUUUUUUAUUUAUUUAUUUUCUUUCUUUACCCUGGUUUCUCA
Molecule: messenger RNA, 3990 nt
Organism: Physcomitrium patens
Lineage: Eukaryota; Viridiplantae; Streptophyta; Bryopsida; Funariales; Funariaceae
Biological process (GO): positive regulation of Arp2/3 complex-mediated actin nucleation; actin cytoskeleton organization
Cellular component (GO): cytoskeleton
Molecular function (GO): protein kinase A regulatory subunit binding; Arp2/3 complex binding
Source: RefSeq, a predicted model, not a curated record